GCAGCUGGCUUUGUGUCCCAGGGGAACAGAGGACAGAAAGCCGCAUUCACCUUGUGAAUUUUGGGGUUUUUGCUGACUAAUGCUCUCCUUUUGCGUAAAGCCUCCUCUCCACAAAGAGUUUAACCAUCCAUGAAUUGUUGCCGGACAUCACCAAACCCUUCCUGGGUUUUUCCCACAGUAAACCUCUGCUGCUUUGGAUUUUUCUCCAUGAUGAAACCAUCAGAGCCAUUUGUCAUACCUUAUUUAGCAGGACCAGAUAAAAAUAUAAGCCUCAGCAUGAUCACCAAUGAGAUCUUUCCAAUUUGGACAUACUCUUACCUGGUGCUGCUUCUCCCCGUGUUUAUCCUCACCGAUUACGUUCGCUACAAGCCAGUCAUCAUCCUGCAAGGGAUCAGCCUCAUCAUCACCUGGCUGCUGCUUGUAUUUGGCCAGGGAGUGAAGGCCAUGCAGGUGCUGGAGUUCUUCUAUGGCAUGGUCUCCGCCACCGAGGUGGCCUACUAUGCCUACAUUUACAGCGUGGUCAGCCCCGAACACUACCAGAAAGUGAGCGGCUACUGCAGGAGCAUCACGCUGGUGGCCUACACGGCGGCCUCGGUGCUGGCCCAGCUCCUGGUGUCCCUGGCCAGCCUAUCGUACUUUUACCUCAACGUCAUAUCCUUGGUCUCCGUCUCUGUGGCCUUUCUCUUAUCACUUUUCCUACCAAUGCCUAAGAAGAGCAUGUUUUUUCAUGCAAAAUCCAGCAAAGAAGUACGGAAGCCACCGAACAAAAACAUGGCGUUAGAGGCAACUUACAAAGUUAACACAGCAGGCCGCAGAGAGAAACCCACUUCAGAAAUACCCACCAUUUCAGGGAACCUGGAUGGUGGUCCGUCGAGUGGCCUGAUGCCACGAAAUGUAGCGUUGAGUGUUUUUGUGCAGUGGUUCCAAGAUCUGAAGGAGUGCUACUCCUCAAAGCGACUUUUCUACUGGUCCCUGUGGUGGGCCUUCUCCACAGCAGGUUUUAACCAGGUUUUGAACUAUGUUCAAAUCCUGUGGGAUUACAAGGCACCGUCCCAGAGUUCUACAAUCUAUAAUGGGGCAGUAGAAGCUAUUGCAACAUUUGGAGGGGCUCUGGCAGCUUGCACAGCUGGUUGUGUGAAAGUCAACUGGGAUCUCCUGGGAGAGCUGGCCCUGGCGCUGUUCUCAGCAGCAGAUGCAGGUUCUCUACUUCUCAUGCAUUACACGACUAAUAUUUGGGUGUGCUAUGCUGGUUUCGUGAUAUUCAAGUCAAGUUACAUGCUUCUCAUAACGAUAGCAGCAUUUCAGAUUGCUGCUAAUCUCAGUGUGGAACGCUAUGCCCUGGUGUUCGGAAUCAACACCUUCAUUGCCCUGGCGAUCCAGACUGGCAUGACUGUAGCUGUGGUUGACAAACAGGGACUGGGGCUUCCGGUCAGCAUCCAGUUUUUAAUUUAUGGGAGUUAUUUUUCUGUUAUUGCUGGAAUUUUCCUAAUGAGAAGCAUUUACAUAAUCUAUUCAGCCAAAUGCGGAAAGGAAAAAUGUAGGUCUACUACUACUGGUCAGAAUCCAAGUGAACCGGAGAAUUCAAUGUCUGAUAUGAACACAGUAACACAGUUUUAGCCUGGUCUUUCCUACUAUGGACUCAAAGGACAGACGACUCUGAAAAUGUAUAGCGCUACACUACAUGGCAUUUUAAUUUUUUGUCCUAGAUUGAGAUACCAUAAAAGACAGGAUUAUCAUCAACCUCAUCAACACCACAUCAAAACCUCUGCUAUGGGCUGGUGAACUGGGUACAACCAAAAACUGGAGUCAACUAAGUUGAAACCAGCCAUCUUUAUGACCUCGGUGAGCAACUGGGACCCUAAAUACUGUUUUAAUAUCUUCAAGUCCACCCCAAAAGAACAUGGAAAUCAGAAAAUG
Molecule: messenger RNA, 1917 nt
Organism: Neomonachus schauinslandi (Hawaiian monk seal)
Lineage: Eukaryota; Metazoa; Chordata; Mammalia; Carnivora; Phocidae
Product: thiamine transporter 2-like
Exons: 6
Coding region: 130-1617 (495 amino acids)
Biological process (GO): transmembrane transport; vitamin transport
Cellular component (GO): plasma membrane
Molecular function (GO): thiamine transmembrane transporter activity
Source: RefSeq, a predicted model, not a curated record